CGCCGCCUUGGCGGAGCCCACAAUCGAGGAGCGGGCUUCCAUUCCCGCCGGAAAUCACACCUCCGCCAAUCACACGGGACAUCCUUCUCAUCACAAGAGAGUGCCGGGCGGAGGGGGUGUGAUUGUGGGGGGUGGCGGAGGAUCGGCCACCCCCCAAGGGGCGCAGCAGAGUAACAGUCACAAUUUGGUGUACCGCGUGGUGGGUUCACGUGGACAUCCUAGUGGUCAUCAUCCGCAUGUGAAAAAGUCCGACAGCUCUCAGCAGACCGAGAGCUCGGCUUUUAAGCACCAGCAACACCAGCAACAGCAGCAGCAGCAAAGCUCAAACGGCUCUAGCAGCAGUAUCAGUUCCAACAGUCAACAAUGGAAGAAGUACAUCGAAGCUGGUGCCGCAAGAGAGAGAGACAAGGAGGGCGCACCACCCAGCCCUAGUCCUUCUAGAAGGUCGCAGGAUAAACAUCGGAAACAGACUAUGGCUGAAUAUGCGAAUGGUGAGAAACCUCAAAAGGUUUCGUCGGGCACGUCAACCAGCAACAGUAGCAAAGUUCGUGGGGUACCACAAAGCUUUGGCUACGUUAAGAGACACAGUGCGGGCACUAGUUCGAGUCCCAAUGGCGUCCAAAAUGGCAGCAAAGAUGCUACCAGAACGGCUCAAGUCAGCGCCGUGCCAAGGACUAAGGUCAAGGUGUCCGGUGGCACACAAACGUGCACCACAGAAUUGCAAGCGAAUUCCUCGGGAUCAAAUCAGGGUCAUCACUACAAGAGCUAUAGCCUCACCGGUCCUAGCGCUAGUCAACUUUCACAGUCAGUUCGAGAUCGUCUUAUGCUGGGCUCACAAAGCCUGCCAAAACCUGGUAGUCCAGAAUUCACCGCUCUUUUUGCGUCUGCCCAUCAUCGCGAGAGAGGAGCUGGCGUUGGACCAACGAGCGCGUCAUUUUCGCCCCGGGUAUUAAAACCAUCUGAUGGUAGUCUCAGCGACACAUGCAGUAAUUACGCCGCACCUGAUCUUCAGGGCUACUAUGGCACACCCAAUAGUCCCUAUACCACUUCAUGGAUGAGACACAGCAAUACUUAUACACCCAGCGGAAGAUCUCAAGGAAUGGGUUUGUGCGAAGCAGAUAGCGUGGAAUCAUUGGGCUCGCAUCGUGCGAGCUUGACACAUGCCCGUCUCCUAAUGCACCAGAGAGAUUCUACAGGAUCCCCGGCGCCACCCAGAUUAAAUAGGAGCAACUCUAUCAGAUCCACUAAGAGCGAGAAGAUGUAUCCGUCAAUGUUGGCACGCGGAAGCGGCGCCUCAUCGUCGGUGGGUGAGGAAGUCGGGAUGGGUAUGGGAGUUGGAGUCGAGCCAUAUUACAGCGUUCCUGUGGGAUCGGCGGGAUGCACCGGCCAACAUUGGUCCCAGCCAACGUCACCGACGCCCACGCACACCUCACGGCAGCCGCCUAACUUGUACCAGCACGUACAUAAGGACGACGACAUUCAUGGUUCUUCGGUAUCCUUGGUGUCCACUACGAGCAGUCUUUAUAGUUCGGCUGAGGAGAAGCAGGCGCAUGAAUUGAGAAAAUUGCGUCGUGAAUUACUGGACGCUCAGGAGAAGGUGCAUUCGUUAACCAGUCAACUUUCUACAAAUGCACAUGUGGUCUCAGCUUUUGAACAAUCACUGUCCAAUAUGACUCAGAGAUUGCAGCAACUCACAGCUACAGCCGAGAAAAAGGAUUCUGAGCUUCAGGAACUGCGAGAAACGAUCGAGAGACUCCGCAAGCAGAGUGCCGAAGCUGGAUUGAACAACGGUCCAACUGCGAACAGUGGUCGGCGUCAUACUUUAGGUGACUCCGAAUCCGGUACCACCGGCUGCACCGGCAAUAGCAGUAGCAAUAAUCAUCAGGGUGCAUCAAUGGCAAGACAGCUAUCCGCGGAUAGCGUGACGUCUCUGAACUCGUUAAGCAGCGCCUGCUCGGCCAGCAGUCAUCACAAAAAGAAGGGCUGGUUACGCAGCUCCUUCUCCAAGGCCUUCUCGAGGUCGCGCAAAAACCGGCAUGGUUCGGUUUCUGACGCGGAGGACUGCAAGGAGAGCCCUGGCGGUGAUCUGAGCGCUCCCAACAGUCCUAGACUGCCAACCGCAUCCAAACACGAGUCUUCGAGAGCACAAACCGUGAGAAGCAACGGCCAGAAAUCUCCCGAUCAUGAGAAUCCUUUGUCUGGAAGCAAGAGCAGCUCGGCAUUGUACAAGAAAGAAGAUGAAGAUGUGGAUGAAUUGAAGAAACAAUUGAGGGAGAAGGAUUUGGUGCUCACAGAUAUCAGAUUGGAAGCAUUAUCUUCGGCUCAUCAGCUGGAGUCUUUAAAGGACACGGUCAUCAAGAUGAGAUACGAGAUGUUAAACUUGAAGCAGAACAAUGAGCGUCUCCAACGACUAGUGACCUCAAAGUCGCUCACUUCCUCGCAGUCCUCUCUACCCAGUGACCCAGAUCGACGUUUCAGCAUGACUGAAGUAGCGUCGAGUGUCGCAGCAUUGUCAAACGGCGACGUCAGUUCCACGGCCGAUCAACUGGAAGAUCUUAACGUCCCGGUCGAACACUCCGUCGUGUCAUCGAGCGCAACAACUACGGAACCAGUUCUCGAGCAAGACACUGACGGCAAGAGAAUCAAUGUGGCCGUUUAUCUCGGCAGUGAGCGAAAUUUUAACUAUAAUUUGAUUACCGGGAGCUGCGCCGACGGCACCAUAGGCGAGCCACCGCAUUGUGUAAUUGCCAACGUGUGCAUCAGCAAUAAAACCAGCUGGGACGCGCUGGAUUCUAUAGUGAGACGUUGCUUCAAGGAAUAUGUUUCCCGAGUGGACCCUGUGACGAAUCUGGGUCUUGGCGUCGAAUGUGUCGCCGCGUAUCACCUCGGCGAAGCUUCCAGAUGCACUACCGAUUCUCAGCAUCCUGAGUUAUUACCCUGCGGCUAUCUAGUUGGCCACGUGAAAACUAUUUAUCUAGUGCUGUCAGGCUAUUCCUGGCUGGCGGUGGAUACCUUGAUACCGCGUUCCAUCGUUCAGCGACUGAUCUCUCUUCUGACGGAACAUCGUAGAGUGAUUUUGUGCGGUCCAAGUGGUACAGGGAAGAGUUACUUAGCUGGAAAAUUGGCACACGCUCUAGUAGAUACUGACAAUGACACGAAGGAUGCUGCUGCCGUUGCGACUUUCAAUGUCGAUCAUAAGUCCAGCAAGGAAUUGCGCCAGUAUCUCGCGCACAUCGCUGAAAGAUGCGAUUCAAAUGCUGCUGAUGAACUACCUAGGGUAAUUAUUUUAGAAAAUCUUCAACACGCAGCAUCUCUGGGCGAACUCUUCAGCGGACUCUUAGGAACUAGGCAUUCAUCGUGUCCUGCUAUUAUCGGUACCAUGAGUCAGACCACUUGUAGUACCACCAACUUGCAGUUGCAUCAUAAUUUCAGGUGGGUAUUAUGUGCAAAUCACAUGGAGCCGGUCAAGGGAUUUCUAGGACGUUAUUUGAGAAGGAAAUUAUUGGAGCACGAACUACGCGAAUGCGCCGGGACAAGGAACGCGGAAAUGGCGGCAGGAGGACCACGGCUGUUUUUAUCGUGUCCAAUGGAAGUGGCUGGAUCUCAAGUGUGGUUUACCGAUCUGUGGAACUAUUCGGUAAUACCUUAUUUAGUGGAAGCGGUCAGGGAAGGAUUGACGCUAUACGGAAGACGCGUAAGCGGGAAUGGAAAUAGCGAAUCGACAUGGGAAGAUCCAGCGCAAUUCAUCACAUCGAGCUAUCCAUGGCUUUCGACGCAUGCCGUGCACGGCGGCAGCGAUGCUCUUCUACGUCUGAGACCCGAAGACGUGGGAUACGAUGUCGUCUCCAGCGGGGACACUUCCGGUGUACAGAAACUUUAA
Molecule: messenger RNA, 3880 nt
Organism: Acromyrmex echinatior (Panamanian leafcutter ant)
Lineage: Eukaryota; Metazoa; Arthropoda; Insecta; Hymenoptera; Formicidae
Gene: sick
Product: sickie
Biological process (GO): nervous system development; neurogenesis
Molecular function (GO): protein binding; ATP hydrolysis activity
Source: RefSeq, a predicted model, not a curated record